CCAUUUCCUCAAAGAUUGAUCUAUCAACAGAAAAGUACCCAUUACAAUGAGAUGUUAGAUCUGUUCAAGAGAGUCAACAUCAACAUUCCUUUUCUUGAAGCAAUCAAGCAAAUCCCUGCUUAUGCCAAAUUCCUCAAAGACUUGUGUACUCAAAAGCGCAAGCUCAAUGUGCACAAACGUGCUUUCUUAGCUGAGCAGGUGAGUUCCAUCAUUCUGAACAAAACUCCACCCAAGUUUAGGGAUCCAGGAUGUCCAACAAUUUCUUGCACUAUAGGAGAACACACGGUCAAUAAAGCGUUAUUAGGCCUAGGUGCAAGUGUUAACCUACUGCCAUAUUCUGUUUAUGAUCAGUUAGGUCUUGGGGAGAUGCCCUCACGUUGGUCGAGACAAGACCGCUCUAAAUUCCUGGCUGAAGUUAAACAUUUCCUUUGGGAUGACCCAUAUUUGUUUAAGUACUGCCCAGACCAAAUCAUUAGGAAAUGUGUCCCCAACACCGAAGCCUGUGAACGUUGUCAGAAGUUGGGAAGCAUUUCAAGGAGAAACAUGAUGCCAUUGAAUCCUAUUCUGAUUGUUGAGAUUUUUGAUGUUUGGGGGAUCGACUUCAUGGGUCCAUUUCCCAUGUCUGACAGCAAGUUGUACAUCUUAGUCGCCGUUGACUACGUCUCCAAGUGGGUAGAAGCCAUCGCAACCAGAACAAAUGACCACAAGGUGGUACUUUCCUUUUUAAAGGAAAACAUAUUUUCACGUUUUGGUACCCCGAGAGCUAUCAUCAGUGACGGUGGCUCCCAUUUCUGCAAUAGGCACUUCGAGAUUUUAGUACGCAAGUAUGGAAUAACUCACAAGGUUGCUACUCCGUACCACCCUCAGACCAGUGGACAAGUGGAAGUGUCUAAUAGGGAAAUCAAGCACAUUCUAGAAAAGACGGUUAACCCGUCUAGGAAAGAUUGGUCAAUAAGAUUGAAUGAUGCUUUGUGGGCCUAUAGAACAGCGUAUAAGACACCAAUUGGCAUGUCCCCCUAUCGUAUAGUGUAUGGAAAGCCGUGCCAUCUUCCUGUGGAGUUAGAACAUCGAGCUUAUUGGGCAAUUAAGCAACUGAACUUUUCUCUGGACGAAGCUGGAAUUCAACGGAAACUUCAACUCAACGAGUUGGAAGAAUUGAGAAAUGAGGCUUAUGACAGUGCCAGGUUAUAUAAGCAGAAGAUGAAGAUAUUUCAUGACAAGCGUAUUCUACGCAAAUCCUUCACUCCUGGUCAGAAAGUCUUGCUGUAUGACUCCCGAUUACAUCUUUUUCCAGGAAAACUGCGUUCCAGAUGGAAGGGUCCGUACCUAGUACGCACAGUUUUUCCUCAUGGAGCUGUAGAGCUGGAGGAUGUUUCCAACAAGAACGUUACUCAUGAUCUCAAGUGGCCUGUUACUCCUAUUCGAAUUGUGGGCCCUUACAUUUAUGGUUGGGAUGAUCUUGGUAAUGUUCUUCCUCGUAUUCCUGAGAUGCACGCCCAUCUGCCUGCCUAUAAACCUUGGGAGCUUAAGUGGGUUAUCCCUCGUAGGCGUUUGUCUCAGUCAGCCCGAGCUAGUGAGGAUGCUAAGAGGAGAAGAUUAGCUGAUCGUGUUUGGCCAUCGAAUGCUCCUGCUGCUGCGAUUGAACAUGCCAUGGAAGUGGAUGUGGAUGUUUUGUUUGGUGGGAAUGAAAUGUUGGAUGUCUCCGAUUCAUUCUUCGAGGACCUUGAUCAAACUUUGUUGGAUGAUCCUUCCGAUCAUGGUGCUUCCUUUGUAUCGGAGAUAACUCUGCCCCAGGCGAGGGAUAUCGCUGGCGGGAGUGCAGAUGUUGGUGGAGAUGGUCUUAUUGUGACUCCGAGUAUUGGUGGUGGCACCCCGAGUGUACCAAGCAACUUUGCUAGUGGUUUUCCUUCUGCUCCAGCGAGUCUGUCUGGUGCUUCUUCUUCUACGCCCUGGUUUAGUGGAGGAUCCGAGUCGAUGAAGGUCAUAUGCUCGGACAAUUAUGCUCAGCUGAGCGAUGAUGAGCAAGCUCGUGUCCUGGCGUCUUCGGACAGAUCUGCACAGCAACAGCUAGUGCUAUCGAGCAACAAUUUGAGGAUUGGUAUGCUAGACGAGGCUCGCGUGGCUAUGAAGAAGGCCAAAGCUGCUGACCAAUAG
Molecule: messenger RNA, 2154 nt
Organism: Papaver somniferum (opium poppy)
Lineage: Eukaryota; Viridiplantae; Streptophyta; Magnoliopsida; Ranunculales; Papaveraceae
Exons: 6
Biological process (GO): DNA integration
Molecular function (GO): nucleic acid binding
Source: RefSeq, a predicted model, not a curated record